Messenger RNA from Orbicella faveolata, 3316 nucleotides. RefSeq names its product galactosylceramide sulfotransferase-like. Gene Ontology annotation, biological process: glycolipid biosynthetic process. The record is from RefSeq and is a predicted model, not a curated record. NCBI's taxonomy places the organism in Eukaryota, Metazoa, Cnidaria, Anthozoa, Scleractinia, Merulinidae. Gene Ontology annotation, molecular function: galactosylceramide sulfotransferase activity. Gene Ontology annotation, cellular component: membrane.
AGAAAAAAUUAACAAUAUCUUGACUUACUGCUAACAUUCAAUAUUAAAAACAACAAUUAGACAACAUGAAUAAUUGUACUCGGCAAUCUGUGUUUUUAACACGAUACUAACGUGAUUUUGUAUUCCGUUUGUAAAAUAAUCACAUUAAAUGGCGAUGUUUAUAUUAUUUUUAAUGUAAACGCCAUUUUGAACCAAUGAGAGCACUUAUUCGCCUGCAUGAAUUAAACGAGAACCUCUGAUUUAUUAAUUAUAUGUGCGUUUCCUACCAACCGGAUUUAAUCAAUAGCAACGAACUUCGGCAAACGUUUUUGUUUGGAUUAAUUUCUAUCUUCAAGGAUAAAAAUGCUUUCAUUGUCUCCCAUUAAUUUCAGACUGUGACUGAUCUUAAAAUAAGGAAAAACGAAAAUGAAAAAAAGAUAUCAAUAAUAAAUUUGCGAUAGGUUGAUGUUACUGUUCCUAAGCUUUGCUUUAAUUCAUAUUGGCAGACCAACCUGGACUGUGGAGUAUGCAGAACACAAAAACACUCAGCCCAAAAAUCUUGGCUUGAAACGUGCCAGCGUAAUCAUUUAGAUCAUCCCGCAACGCCAUAACCAAAUUGUUUUUCACCCCUGCAAAUUUCUAUUUCAAAGGCUUGCUGUUCUGUGAAAGGGUGAUUUUCAGUUUCCUGCGGUGGCGGAGCUCGGUGGGCAAUUCUCAAUGCUGUUGGUAAUUCUUCAAAAGACAGGAUGGACGACUUUCCAAAGUCGCGCGGUGAGUUUCGAAAGGUGCAGAGAGAAUUCAGACGUGGUAAAGCGUUACAUUUGGUAGUCGUUUUAUCGUUAGUAGCUGUUACAUAUUUCGCCGAAUUGCUUUGCGGUGCAGGUGAAAAGAGCAAGACAAGUGGAUAGCCAUACAUCAUGAAAAAUUAAUCGGCGACAGUUCAGAACGCGCUGCCCCAUUCAUAUUCACAUGGAAUAAACAAAUAACUUUGUGGUUCUUUUGUAGCCGAAUCACAAAACGGCGAUGUAUUCUAGCAUAGCAAAUGGACACGAAAUCAAACGUUAAGUAGCUUUCGAGGACAAGGAAACAUGCAAUGUGGACGACACGUUAAGGACCCAAGUCAUGGCGGUUCAUUUAAGGACCAUCUUUUGGAUUGUUACCGUGAUUUCACUGAUUUGCAUCGUCUUUUACGGAAUGAACAAUUUGCCCACGACAGUUUACUGCCCCACUACAGAGCGCAAGAUCACAUCCACAAGAAAUAUAGAGUCCGAAACAGUUGACAUCUUGCCUGCGAAAGUAAGGAAUGUGAUUCUUAAAAAUCAAUACUUUGUAAAUAUCACAUCAGAGCAAGAAAGUCUUCACACCAUUAAGAAGCACAAGCAAGCUUACAAGCAAACUUGUUCCCCGAUUAAUCAUGUCCUAUUUCUAAAGACGCACAAAACAGGUGGUAGCACCAUAACGAAUAUUCUCAACAGGUAUGGAGACUCCAAGAAUUUGACUUUCGUGCUCCCGAGAAAUAAACAGCUUUUCACGUUUCUGUGGCCUGCAAGAUUCCGUGUCUCCUACACUGCACCUUUGUACAACUUUGGAGCCAACAUCUUGUGCAAUCACGCCAGGUUCAACAAAAGACCAAUGAAUUAUUUAUUUCCGAAAGAUCGUAGUAGAUAUAUCACAAUUCUAAGGGACCCCGUUGCCCAAUACGAAUCCGUGUUCAACUUCAUGCAUUUUGCCAAGCCGCUGGGGUUUAAAGACGAGGAAGACCCCUUGGGAACAUUUUUGAAAUUUCCACCACCUUUCCAAGAAAUUAAGCCACUAAUGAAGGCCACUUUAGCCCUCCAUUUGGUGCGGAAUCCCAUGCUUUUUGACCUGGGCUUGGACUUUCGAUAUUUCCAAAAUAAAACUGCUGUAGAUCGCUACAUAGAAUUCUUAGACAAUGAAUUUGACCUAGUGAUGAUUUUAGAACAUUUUGAUGAAUCACUUCUACUGUUGAAGCGACUGUUAUGCUGGGAACUGAAAGACAUUUUACAUUUCAAGCUGAACGAGAGGCAAGAUAUUCAGAAACGGAAAUUCAUAAGUCAAGAAGUUAGAGAGGACAUCAAGAGCUGGAACAAAGCGGAUUUCAUGCUUUAUCAGCAUUUCAAUAGAACCUUCUGGAGAAAGAUCAAAGCCCAGGGUCCAAGUUUUCAAAGGGAACUGAAGAUUUUUAGACGUAAAAAGGAAGCCUUGACAAGAGCCUGUCUGCAAAAGGGAAAUUUCCUGGACGAAGCAUAUACUGGUGUUUACGUGAAGGGUUACUCCCUCAAGAAAAACGUACCAAAAAAGAAGAGAGUAAUGUGUCAGAGCAUGAUGAAAAAUGAACUGUCAUAUGUGAAGUUCUUUAGAGAGAAAAUGAGCAAGGAAGUUAGACACAUCGAGGAACCAGAGGAGUAUCUUGACGAUCCUAGGAACGACUGGGAGGUAGCUAGUGACUUGGAGCACGAUCCUAUUCUGUCAGGAGAAGAGUCGUCCGCUGAUUCGGCUCUGAUUCUGCCAAGGCCAGCGUCCAUUGAAGGAGUCACGAAAAAUUAAUAUCGAAAGCACUACCGUUGUUGGAGAAAACGUAUCAGCUGGGAGCAAAGUCCAUUCUCCGAGGAGACCACAAUUUCCAACGUCAUUCAUUGAUGUUCUUAAGCAACAUCAUGUGUUCUCCUCGCGUAGGCGCCAUACCCGUGUGCAAAUUUUCGGUUCAGUCGAUCUUUUGAUUUGGAAAGACCUUGACAGUGCAGAAAAAAAAAAAAACAGAAGAAAAAAAACAGAAGGUCAGGAAUAAGUCUUAGAAAGGUUCGCCAUAAUCGCGAGAUUAAAGAAACUUUCUGCUCCUCUUAGCGAGUCCGUGUUUCUAAACAUUCCUUUGUGAGAUCAACAGGCUCAGUUUGAUAUUCGUUUCGUCUUUAUAGGCCCUAAUGUUCAGUUUUAGGAAUUUUACAAUGUAAAAAAUAUCAUUUAUUUGUUUAUUCGUGUCUAAUGGUCAAAAUGCGGGGGGAAAGUGCAUUUUACUAGUGGUAGGCACCAUGAUCCUUGCAGAUGAACGUUUUUCGGUAAAAAAAAGUCUAAAAACUGACAAAGCUCCAAGAACUGCAAUGAUUUGCAACGAACGCAAACGACUCGUCGAGUAUGUUUGAUUCAUUUGGCUGUGGACAUGUUAGUUUUGUAGAUUUUGCUUUUAUUUGGUUGUCUAAAGAAAAAGCCUAAUCAAAGCGGGGAAUUUCAAAGGAACAAAUUUGGCCAGAAGGGUUUAAUUUUAACUAAUUACUAGUGACUAACUAAGGAUAUAAUUGACUGAAUUGAAGUACGAGUG